Molecule: messenger RNA, 1342 nt
Organism: Chrysoperla carnea
Lineage: Eukaryota; Metazoa; Arthropoda; Insecta; Neuroptera; Chrysopidae
Gene: cact
Product: NF-kappa-B inhibitor cactus
Exons: 6
Coding region: 80-1285 (401 amino acids)
Molecular function (GO): protein binding
Source: RefSeq, a predicted model, not a curated record
UUUUGUGUGAUUCGCGUUUUUUUAAUUUUCUUUUUUGAAUUUUCUUUUUAAAUUUACCAAAUUUAAAAAACCAGAACAAAUGUCUUCUUUUAAUCCAAUGCGAAGAAAAUUGUACGAAAAGAUUUUGAAUGAAUUCUUUAACGGUAGUGAUAAGAAGUUGAUGGAUGUCGAGGAAUCAAAGGAUUCGGGUUUUAUAUCAGCAGAAAUCGAAUUAUCGGGUGAAAUACCAUCAGACGAGGAACCUUGUGAACAGGAACGUUCGUCCAAAAAUUUUUCUUCCCAUAAUAUAGACAAUAAUAGCUCCUCGAUGAGGUGUGAUAGUGGUAUUGCCCUUGUAUCAGGCCAAUUAUCGGAUUUGCGCCUGGGAAGUGAUGGUAAAAAAUUAAAUAAUCUUAGUGGUACCACAUCUAGUGAUGAAUGGAAAUCGUCGUCUCAGAAACAGGAACAAACAUAUCUGUCAGAUCCCUUAGAAGAAGUAUCAAAAUCACCUUCAUGGGAAUAUUACUUUCAUCAAGAUGAAGAUGGCGAUACACCGUUACAUAUAGGCAUAAUUCAUGGUUUCACUGAAGCAGUUCAUUCACUAGUACGUUUAGCACCUUAUCCACAAUUAUUAGAUGUACGAAAUGAUACCUGUCAAUCACCAUUACAUUUAGCGGUAUUGACUGGUCAAUCAGUUAUUGUUAGAUUAUUAGUGGUAGCUGGUGCAAAACAAAGUGUACGCGAUCGAUAUGGUGAAACAGCUUUACAUUUAGCAUGUCAGAAAGGUGACUUGUAUUGUGUGCGAGCUUUAACUGCACCAAUCAAUGUUGAUGAAGUCAAACGAUUAGCACUUCAAUAUAAAAAUGUCAUUCAUGAGCCUAUCAACUAUGAACAAUGGAAUUAUGAAGGUGAAACGUGUAUACAUGUAGCAGCGAUGCAAGGACAUACAGAGAUCUUAAGACAUUUAGUAUGGUUGAAAGCGGAUGUUAAUGCAAGGGAAGGAAAAGCAGGUUACACAGCAUUACAUUACGCAGUUGCAAGGAAAGAUAAAACAAUGUUAGAAUACUUAUUAAAUGAAUGCGAGGAUUUAAAUUUGGAAACAGAAUGCUACAGCAGACGAACAGCGUAUGAAAUAACUAGAGAUCCAGAAGUACGAAGCAUGCUUGUUAAAAAAGGUGCUAAAGCCAUUGAAACAGAUUCAGAGGAAAACAGUAGUGAUGAGGAAGAUAGUGAUAGUGAUAAUAAGAUGUCGUGUUAUGCUGAAUAUACAAAAUCAACGGGAGUUCCAAUAAAUGCCAGUGCCUAAAAUUUUACUAAAGGAAUAUAAAUAUCUAUAUUAUAUUGUGUAUUAUAUACAUGGAAA